Molecule: messenger RNA, 3936 nt
Organism: Mustela erminea (ermine)
Lineage: Eukaryota; Metazoa; Chordata; Mammalia; Carnivora; Mustelidae
Gene: SV2C
Product: synaptic vesicle glycoprotein 2C
Exons: 13
Coding region: 390-2564 (724 amino acids)
Biological process (GO): chemical synaptic transmission; transmembrane transport
Cellular component (GO): membrane
Molecular function (GO): transmembrane transporter activity
Source: RefSeq, a predicted model, not a curated record
CCUCCCUGCGCACCGCUAGUACUCUCGCCACGCCGCCGCCCGGCACUGCAGCACCGAGGGGAGGAGGCGCAGGCGGAGGAGGGGGAGGAGGACCGCAGCGUGCAAGCCCGGAGCCACUUUCCCGCCCCUCCUUUCGUCGCUGACACGCUCGGAGGAGUCACCACUCCGCGCGCUGCAGGCGAGAGUGGCAGACGGAGGCGGCCCCAGGGAGCGAGCCCGAGCGACGCCCGCGAGGCAGCAGCUGCAGCGCUGACACCACCUAGAGCAGGGGGUCCCAGGCGGCCAGAGCGUUCUGUUUUGACCCCAAUGUGGAUGAUGCAGUCAGGGCCGAACCACUGAUCAGAAUCUGAAAAAUUCCCAUUUUCUCAGUCACCUUCGGUUGAGAUAAGAUGGAAGACUCUUACAAGGAUAGGACUUCACUGAUGAAGGGUGCCAAGGACAUUGCCCGGGAGGUGAAGAAACAAACAGUAAAGAAGGUAAAUCAAGCAGUGGACCGGGCCCAGGAUGAAUACACACAGAGGUCCUAUAGUCGGUUCCAAGAUGAGGAGGACGAUGACUAUUACCCGCCUGGAGAGACUUACGAUGGGGAGGCCAAUGAUGAUGAAGGCUCCAGUGAAGCUACAGAGGGUCAUGAUGAAGAUGAUGAAAUCUAUGAAGGAGAGUAUCAGGGCAUCCCCGGUAUGAACCAAGGGAAGGACAGCAUUGUGUCCGUGGGGCAGCCCAAAGGGGAUGUGCACAAGGACCGGCAGGAGCUGGAGUCAGAGAGGAAAGCUGAUGAGGAGGAACUAGCCCAGCAGUAUGAGCUGAUAAUCCAAGAGUGUGGUCAUGGUCGUUUCCAGUGGGCCCUAUUCUUUGUCCUGGGCAUGGCCCUUAUGGCGGAUGGUGUGGAGGUGUUUGUUGUUGGCUUCGUGUUGCCCAGUGCUGAAACAGACUUGUGCAUUCCAAAUUCAGGAUCCGGAUGGCUAGGCAGCAUAGUGUACCUUGGGAUGAUGGCAGGGGCUUUCUUCUGGGGAGGACUGGCAGACAAAGUGGGAAGAAAGCAGUCUCUUCUGAUUUGCAUGUCUAUCAAUGGAUUUUUCGCCUUCCUUUCUUCAUUUGUCCAAGGUUAUGGAUUCUUUCUCUUCUGUCGCUUACUUUCUGGAUUCGGGAUUGGAGGGGCCAUUCCCACGGUGUUCUCCUACUUCGCGGAAGUGCUGGCCCGAGAGAAGCGGGGGGAGCAUCUGAGCUGGCUGUGCAUGUUCUGGAUGAUUGGCGGCAUCUACGCCUCUGCAAUGGCCUGGGCCAUCAUCCCGCAUUACGGAUGGAGCUUCAGCAUGGGGUCAGCUUACCAGUUCCACAGUUGGCGUGUGUUCGUGAUAGUCUGCGCGCUCCCCUGUGUCUCCUCGGUGGUGGCCCUCACAUUCAUGCCUGAAAGCCCACGGUUCUUACUGGAGGUUGGAAAACAUGAUGAAGCAUGGAUGAUUCUGAAGUUAAUUCAUGACACAAACAUGAGAGCACGGGGUCAACCUGAGAAAGUCUUCUCGGUCCACAGAAUCAAAACUCCCAAACAAAUAGAUGAGCUGAUUGAAAUUGAGAGUGACACAGGGACAUGGUACAGAAGGUGUUUUGUCCGGAUCCGCACGGAACUCUAUGGAAUCUGGUUGACUUUCAUGAGAUGUUUCAACUACCCUGUCAGGGAAAAUACAAUAAAGCUUACAAUAGUUUGGUUCACCCUGUCCUUUGGGUACUAUGGAUUAUCUGUGUGGUUCCCUGAUGUCAUCAAACAUCUGCAGUCGAACAUGUUGCCCAUUGAAAAGAUCGAGAGAGAAAAAUUUUCAAAUUUCAGUGUUAACUUUACAAUGGCAAAUCAGUUGCACAUGGGAGCAGAGUACGACAAUGGCAGAUUUCUAGGGAUGAAGUUCAAAUCUGUAACUUUCAAAGACUCACUUUUUAAGGCCUGCGUCUUUGAGGAUGUGACUUCAGUCAACACCUACUUCAGGAACUGCACAUUUAUUGACACUGUUUUUGACAACACAGAUUUUGAGCCAUAUAAAUUCAUUGAUAGCGAAUUUCAAAACUGCUCAUUUUCUCACAACAAGACGGGAUGCCAGAUUACCUUCGAUGAUGACUAUAGUGCCUACUGGAUUUAUUUUGUCAACUUCCUGGGGACAUUGGCAGUGUUGCCAGGGAACAUCGUGUCUGCUCUCCUGAUGGACAGAAUCGGGCGCUUAACGAUGCUAGGUGGCUCCAUGGUUCUUUCGGGGAUCAGUUGUUUCUUCCUCUGGUUGGGCAGCAGUGAGUCCAUGAUGGUAGGCGUGCUGUGUCUGUAUAACGGAUUGACCAUCUCAGCCUGGAACUCUCUGGAUGUGGUCACUGUAGAACUGUACCCCACAGACCGCAGGGCGACAGGCUUUGGCUUCUUGAAUGCCCUGUGCAAAGCAGCGGCCGUCCUUGGAAACUUAAUAUUCGGCUCCCUGGUCAGCUUCACCAAAUCGAUCCCCAUCCUGCUGGCCUCCACUGUGCUGGUGUGUGGAGGACUGGUAGGCCUGCGCCUGCCGGACACACGAACCCAGGUCCUGAUGUAAUGGGGAACAAGCCAUCCGUAUACAGCAUCUCUUUCUUCUGCCCUGUGUCGACCCUCCGGACUGACUCAAGGCUUCAGAUUUUUUCAGAUCUCAAAAGGUGGUAAAAGAUCGGAACACUAAGUCUUACUGUGACUGAAAUGUAGAUGCGUACUGUCCUGCCCCCUUAGAUGUGAGUUUCCAGUGUUUUUCAUGCCUUCUUACCUUUCCUAACUGGGAUGCUCCCAGCUCCCAAGAAUCAGUCCGUGGAAGCAUUUUUUUUAAGUGUCCUCGUCAUCCAGGCCUCCCUAAGAUUCUGUUCACUAAAGGCUGAGGAGCCUGGGCUGCCGUAAGAAAUAGAUCCCGCUUCUGAUUUCACAUUCAUGGGAAAUGUAAGUUGGCAUAUUAUUGCAUUUGUGCUGAGGAGAGGGAUUCUUUUUUUUUUUUUUUUUUUUCCCAACAGAGUGAUAUUUCCUGUUUACUUAGAAAAGGACACCCAGCAAUUCUUGCUGUUACAGCAGGGCCUUUCAAAGAAAACCAUGUGGCACCACACGGAGCUGGGUGGAGCUCUUUGAGGCCUGACAGGGAAGGUGGCCUGCUAAAAAGAGAAAGAAAGGCUGGUGAGCAGCAAAGAUCUGAGUGAAUGACAGAAGCCAGAUUUCUGCCCCGUUCCAGUCCUGAAAAAUCUGAGGAGGGAGCCGGGCCAGAAUGUUAGAAGAUCGGAGACAGAUCUUCUGCCUCUGUUUACCACAUGCCCCGCCACCACCCUCCCCCUGCUGUCUUCUCCCCACCCUCACCCCAGCUGCCCUUGAUCUUGCCAGGGAGCAGAUUCCAAGAGAGAAAGCCACUUUCUGAGCCUUGGGUCAGCCUGCCUGACUCUGCCCUUCAUCCAAACUGUGUUCAAUCUAGAGAUGGUCAGUCAUCUCUGUUGUUGUAAAUUGCCCAGGAGGAAGAAAGUACCCCCCCCCCAACGAUUUGGAAAUGCAAAAUGCUACCUUGAGGGUACCACCCUUCGGUGCCCCCACGCCCUAGACACUGGGCUUCCUGAAGUGGGUCUUCUCCUCUAGUUUCCACUGGUCUGUGCGCUCCCCCUCCGCCGUCUGGCUCUUUGCGGAAUCCCAGCCUGCUUAGUCUGAGCAAGGGGCCCUCUGGCAGACAAGGGCAGCGUCUCUGGUGGUUUGGGGCUGCUUGCUUUACCUCUGGAAUCUGCCUGGGCCUGGAAGACAGAGGUCAGCAGGACAUUCCCAGGGGCUUGUCAGCUAUGUGACCUUCUCACCCCUCGGGCCUGCCCCUCCUCCAGGCUCAUCCUUUUUACUCAUCUUCUUUGAAAUCUGAAGCCUCCUUAUAGACUUGCAGCAGUGACCAGCAGCCAGGAAUAAAUCCCAUAUUAAAACAA